Messenger RNA from Paramuricea clavata, 19988 nucleotides. The record is from the annotation of a GenBank genome assembly. NCBI's taxonomy places the organism in Eukaryota, Metazoa, Cnidaria, Anthozoa, Malacalcyonacea, Plexauridae.
UUUUAAAAUUUUAAAAUUUCAAGAUUGGCGAUGUUUGCACUCGUGUGCAAAUAUUUGAAUGAAACGAAAUGGAUUUUGAAUGAAUUCACGAGAACUAGACGAAAUUUUUACAAAGGUAUGUAUUUACAUCGUCCAUAGAAUGUGGAAAUGUGUAAAUAUGUCGUUUGAAAUGAAAUAUCUGUAGAAAUAUUUGGGGUUCUGACACUCGAUAUGUCAAAUUUCGGCGGGUUCGUCUUCGAUUUUAUUCUAUUUUAUGGGUGUUUUAAGCGAACGAAUUUCUUAUGCCGGUUUAAAAUAUCCUAGAGAGUAAGAAUGUUCUUUCUGUCGGGAAAUAUUUGUCGAAUUUGCGUUUAAAUAUCAGUAUAUGUCUGGACUUGUAUUCCUAUUUAGAUCUUUAUUUACCGGGGGGGAUGAUGUAAAUUUUUCUUCCAUUGAAAACGAGGCCAAGUUGAUUAGUUGAUAAAGUUCUUUUCUAUGAUGAAUUGGACAAAUAUUGAACCCUUGAAAGUGGAAAAGAGAAGCUAUUGACUUCUUAAUGGUCUACCUGAACAGUGAACUUAAAAGGCAGAUCAACAUUUUUUUUAUUAUGUAAUAUCUAAUGAUCUAUUUGUCUGGGAUUAACAAGGUUGGUUUCCAUGUAGUUAAACAUGUGUAUCAUGGCCCUUAAACUCAGGUUCUUAAUCCUGAGGUUUGGGAAUAAGUGUGUAAUGUCAAGAGAUAGUCAAUAUGAAAAUUCAAACACUUUAAUGUCAGUAAUUUUAUAUGAUAAUAAUAGAUCCUGUUUAGAUUAUGAAGGUUUUAAGAUCCAUAUUUGGAUGAUAUCAAGUUUACGUUCAUGAAAGAGAUUGUAACUUAACACUCAAAGUGUAUACUCAACCUUUGCAUGACCGAAGUUGUGCACCGGAUAGAAUUUUUUGCUAUCGUACCGGAUAGAGUACCAGGUACUGUAUGCCGGAUAACCUGGUCGGAUACCGGAUAAUGUUCAGGCCGCCUUAUUUAAUUAAGGUUAAAGACUACUUUUAAUGUAUUUUGCUUUGAUUUGAAAUAAAAGGAAAGAACUUUGCAGUUUAAUAUCAGUAAACAUGCAUGGUUGCCCAAGCUAUGCUCAACUUAGUUCAAAAGUACAAUCUGCAUUUACAAACAAGCAUGGGAAAUCAUCAAUUUCAAGUAAAAAUAAGAUAAACAAACCUACUUUCUUAGCCAUAUUAAAUAAUUUGUUAACCUCUGAAGAAGGCCUGAACUUUACAUAAACAACAUCUGGUUCGGAUACAGGUAAUAUCCGGCCUGAUACUGUCAGAUAAUGAGUCUACCUAUCCGGCCAGAUAUGAUAUCCAGUGCAUCACUAUGCGUGAACAGGAAUAUUUUUACCCCACCGAGUGAGAAUGGACUGAAAACCCUCUGUUGAUAAAGACCACUCGACAGAUAUUUCAGAUGAAUUAAUUGACAAUUUAAAUAACAUUGUGUCAGAAAUGAUAGAUAUUUCAUAUGAAUUAAUUGAAAUCAGUUUGCAAUUUCCACAGAGUUAUAGAGUGAUAGAGUCACCCCAAGGCAGGGUGUUAGCCAGGAUUUCAUAAGUGGCCAUCCAAAAUAAUUUUGUGGGUGUGGCAACAUUUUUGUGGGCGUGGUCACAUGUUUUGGGCGUGGCCACAAUUUUCUGUUGUUGAGGAAUUGUGGUGUUUUAUUUGUUGAACCAUUUUACUUUUAGAUGCACAUUUGCGUCAUUAAAUUAAUAAAAACGCAUGUAUGGUAUGAUCACUACCGUAACUGUUUUUUAAAACAGCGGUUUCACAUUAUUCUCCUUGAUACUUCAUGCGAGAAUCAUCAAAAUGGUUACAAAAACAUGGCGCGAAGUAUUCAAGAAAUGUUACAAAGCUUGUAGGUUGCUAUUUAAAGAAAAUAUUCCAUUAGGCCGUCCAUUAAAAUUAGCCAUCCAAAUUCAGAAGUGGCCGUCCAUAGGACGGUCGGACAGCCACCUGGUUAACACCCCGCCCAAACGUGGAGUCCAGUGUCAACCAUCUGUGGCCCCAGUCGAGUUGAAUCCGGGUAUUUAAUCCCCUCACACUUUCUAUAAAUUGGAUUAUUAUUUGCAAUUAUGAAAUCAGUAACCAAGUCAAUUGUAAUUAUUAAUAUUCAACCCAUUAAACCACAAUGUGCCCCAAUGUGCUUUUGUUUGUUUUUUUACUCUGUCUAAUGCCAAACAAUUUUAGUUGUCAAGGGAAAAGUAUUGGACAUUAAUGUCGGUGUUAACCAGUCUAGUUGCACAUAUCUGUUGUUAACUAAGGCACAAUGCACCCAAAUGCGGUUUACUUGUAUUUAACUCUGUCUAACGAGUAACGCCAGACAAUUUUACUUGUCAAAGAGAGGUAUUGGAUAUUAAUGGAGUAAUUUAAUAACAGUACUGAGACCAUGCUACCAGAAUGAAAUAAUUUGAAAUAAGCUAGUUGUAGUUAGCUGAGUUUCCUCCAGUCGUUUGGAGCAGUUCAAUUUAAGAUGGCUCCCUACACUUUUUAAAUUUUUUUAAAUUAAAGAUUUUUUUAUUUGGAUAUGAUUUUCUGGACAAUUAUUACUUGUUUAAAAACGAAGAGUAUCUGACUAGCAUAACACAAUAACUAAAGAGUUAGAUUUUUCAAAAACUACUUCUAAUAGUUGUUGCUAUGGCAACAAUGACGUCACAACAUGGCAGAUAUUUUAUGUUUAAAGUAAUUUAAUUCGAAAAAAGGUCGGUUACCCACAUUUUUUAAUUCAUAAAAUGAUUUCUAUUGAUAUUUUGAAUUUUUUUAAUUAAAUUUAAAUUUAAAAAAAAAUUCUGUCAUGCCGAAAUUUUUCAAGAUAUGAAAAUGUGAAAAUUGGUAAUAGUUUUUUUUGCCAUAUAAUUUUUUUUAAAUCAUGAAAAUAAUUCAAAAUACUAAAAGAAAUCAUUUCAUGAAAUAAAAAAUGGGGGUAACCCAAGUUUUUUUCGAGUUAAUUUACUUUAAACAUAAAAUAUCCACCAUGUUGUGACGUCAUUGUAGUUUUUUUUAAAUUCCGAACUCCUUAGUUAUUGUGUUAUACCACUCAGAUCAACUCUUUGUUUUUUUAAAAUAAUAAUUCUCCAGAAAUUCAUACAAAAAAACCUUUAAUUUUUAAAAAUGUGUAACGAGCCACCUUCAAGUCAAGUUGUAUUAAUUACUUUUGUAUUGGUUUAGUUGCUGACUUGGCUUAACUUUUUGAGAGAAUUACUUAUUAGCAGCCUCAGGAUGUAUAUAAAUAUAUUAUGAUACAAUAUUAUACAAUUAUAAUUUAUAUAAUAAUUAUACAGUACUUAUUCAAAAGUGGCUCCCUUCAUGGCUGUUUAAUAUGGCUUUAGAAGAGGGAAAUAUUGAAAGGAUUAUAAUGAUUAUUGCUGUCAGUAUGCGUUAAAAUUUAUGUAAUUAAGGAUUGUCUUUCUUUGAACUUGGAUGUUGUUGCUAUAAUUACAUGUAUUAUAUUGUAAGCCCAGUCAUUAUUCUGCCUUGGUUAUAAGUACGUUUAAUUCAUAAGUGCUUACUGAACCACUUAGUUUGAUGCCAAUGAAGGGCCACAUCUUUUAGUAAAUGUAGGGGUGCUUAUCAUAUUUCUAUGCAGUUCAGAGCUUAUUUUAUGGGGCGCAGCACCUUCCACAGGGUUCGUAGCGGUCUUUCAAAUCCUUGAAAGUCUUUAAAUUUGAAUGCAGGUCCUUAAGGUCUUUGAAAAGUCUUUGAAUUGUGUCAAAAAGCGAGGAAAGUCUUUAAAAGUCUUUAAAUUCUUUAGUGAGUUUUUGAUUAUACGAUUUUCUAGCUAAUAAAGUAGAUUGAUUGAAGCAAGAUUUUCGCAAAUAUCGAUGAAAAGGUGCAUUUUAGGAUGUGAUUUGACGGGACUAAUUACCGGGUAAAAAUGGUGCUUACACUCGCAAUUUUUCGACAGCUGAUUGCUCUCAAAUGUCUUUGAAAAGUCUUUGAAAAUAGGCAGAAAAAAUCUUUGAAAGUCUUUGAAUUUUUUUGGUCUUGAAGACUACGAACCCUAUUCCGUGGCCGAGUGAAAUUGGGAGCCUCAUGACCCAUGGCUGACCUUGAAGUGCUGCUAUGCUAGAAUUGUUAGCUUUUAGUUAGGGAGAGUUUUGAAGCACAUAAAGUCUGAGCAGGGUAAUCACCAUUUUGAGUUGUAAUACGAAACCUUCGACUUAACCUGCCAGGCUUAAUCCAGUGUUAAGCAGUGCAGGGCAAUUCCAUGGUAGAGGUUUUUUUUCUUCUUAAUUUUAUGAAAAUUUUAGUGAUUAUGGUGGAAAAUAGACCUAAAUAACAUAAAUUGAGCAGAAUAUCAAUUUAGUAUUAGUUUUUAGGGGUCCGAAAGUAAAGACUUUUUAUCGGUAGUUUUGGAAUACCAAUCACAACAGUUUCUGGCUUAUGUUAUGUAUUAGGGCCACCCAGCAGUUCUAUUCUUAAUACAGCAACAUUAGGUAUAUGUCUGCAAGAAAAAGUGUUUUUUUUUCUUAAAAAAUUAAAUCGUAAUUAUUUAAUUUAACUAUGACAUUCCAAGUUAGUGUUUUGAAUCGAUGAAGUACGUACAACUUAUUUCUUACUUUAUGUACUGUAUGAACAAGUAUGAAAAACAGAUAAAAACCCAAAACUGCUACACACAUGCACGACAAUUAAUCAUUCAGUUAUGUAACAUCCGUCACAUGUAACGUCCAUGACAUUCAAAAGUGGGUAAAUACAGUAUCUUAUUUAUCAAUACAAUUUUUCUUGUAUUUAAAAAGAAAUUAGUAUCACUCUGGUAGUAUCACCACCAUAAAUGAAGUAUAUGCCAUGUUCAAGGUAGCCAACGCUGACAUUAGAAUAGGACGCAGUAAAUUCAGCGAAUUAAGACCAAAGCAUGUACUUCUUGGUAGUUAGUUACCGCGAAAUAUAUGUCUCUGCAAGUACCACGAAAACUUUCUUAUGGCUGUCAAUACCCUUAGCAAAGAAGUUGGAGACAUAAUUUCAAAGUACCACCAUGAUCUCCCUGCAACGUUGGUUUGCGCAGCCGCCACAGACGAUUGUUAGUUUAACCAGUGCCCUACAUGUAGUGAUGCAAAACUACUAAGAAGCAUGUUUUUGCUAGAAGAGUCGAAAUCCAAUAAGCCAUUACUUGGUAUGUUUGGGGAAAAGAUGGAGAUGAGAGACUCCACAAGAUGGUAAAGGACGGCGCAACAAAUGACCUGUUUAAUCAUUUAUGCUCGAUACUCCCAGCUUUCCUACAACACUCAUAGAGAUUAUAAAUAACACUAGAGGAGGCAUUGUAAUCUUAAUUCAGUAAAAAAAGGAACGUGACUAUUGGGGGGCAAAUUCAAGUCCCGGAUGUGUAUUCGUGUUCCCAUUGGUGACGAGUUUCAAAUCAGCCAAUGAGAGCACGAUUUUAUAUCCGGGACUUCAAUUUGCCCCCCAUUAGCUGCGUUCCCAAUUUUUAAACUCGAUGCCUCCUCUAGUGUUAUUUAUAAUCUCUAUGACAACACUGCCAUGUGAAAAGAAACCAGGUGGAUAGCUACAACAAGGAAAGAGAGGCUGUUGAUUGUGAAGAUUUUGACAAGUCAUUUGCAGGUCGACUUCUCGGAGAACUGCACAUGUAUGUUUCAAGAUGAAAUACAAAGUACUCACUUGAAGCAAGAUCAAAUCACUGCAGCCUUUUGGUUUGAUUGUAAGCUCCACCCGACAGUUAUUGCAUCUGAUGACUUGAAUCAUGGGAAACAGACGGUUGUGGCCUACAUUGAUCACCUCCUCGACACUCUUCCUGCAACCGUGAAACCGUACUUGUUAAGGAAAACCCCACAUUAUUUGCUUAAUUUGAUUUUUCGGUACUAUAACUACAAAGUAAAUUUUAAAGCAAUUACUACCGUAUAUUGUAACAGUCAAUUUCUUGCUAGGCCUAGAAUCUUUUGUUUUCGCGGGUCAAUGGCGCGGAUCUCAAAAUAUGUUAUUACCUCUUCUUUUUUACAUAAGGGACCGGUCAUUAUUUAUGGCGGGGGGUGGCACCGAAGAGAAAAGGGUUGGGUAAACUACAUUUUGAGUAACUAAAAGGGUGGGUAAAUGAAAAACAAAACAACUCAAGGGUUGGGUAAUAAAAAGUUAUUGUCAUUUCCAGAGCAUGACUCACUUAAAUAUUGCAGACUGAAAAGCAAUGUCAACAGUCGUAUGUCAAUACAAUAUGUGAGUCAAUCAGAGUCACUAUCUUGAUCAUUUAAAGUUUGUUCGUUCACUGCAACCAGGUAUAUCAAUCAUGUUUCGCUCACUACUCUGGUUUCCGAUUUGUUGGGAGACAAAUGGUGUCUCCAAAGAAAGUACAUGUACAUACAACAUGAAAGUUUAGUUAUCAAACUUGUGUCACAGAAGUGGUAAAGGACAUGUGUGACAACUGAAUGGUAUUCUUUUGUAAAGGUUUUGGCCAGGGGUGGGUAGUUAUUUUUUAAUUGAUAUUUGAGGUUGGGUAAUGAAAUUUUUUGCUUUUUAAUGGUUGGGUCAGCAAAAUUUUUACCAGGAAAAACAUUUCUCUUCGGUGCCACCCCCCACGAUAAAUAAUGACCCGUCCCUAACUUGAUAUUCCUUCAUAAUCUGUCAAAUAUAACAUCCUUAAUAACAAAAUCUUCUUAACAAAAAAGGCAUGAAUGUUUUACAAUUUGGCCGCCGGCAAUCCUUCCCCCUAACAUUGAUGCCGAAUCUACGAACAUUUGAAACCUGAAAUAUUGAUGUACUGAAUGAAAGGAAAAUCCUUCGUUGUUAAUGUCUGUAAUGGAUUCCUAUACAGCAUAUAAUAAAUGAUAAUGCUUGAGAACUACUGGCAAAAAAUUGCUGUCGAUAAUUUAAUAUUCAUUUCGGCGGUAUUAUGGAGGACAAUUGAUGUUUGCUAACGAAAAUUCCAUUGUCUAUUUCUGUCACAUGUAGAUGGAUGAAAAUACAAAGAAAAUGCCCGAGAAGGAAGAUUAUGAACGAUGUCAAGAAUAUUGUGAUGGGAAUAUCGCGAUCUUUUAUUGUCCUCAAUGUUUGACCAACUACUGUGCAGAAUGCUAUGAAAAAGAACACAAAUUGAAACGAAGAAAGGAAAACCAUGAAAAGAUCUCUACACCUCGUAAAGUAUGCCGAGAACACCACUUAACACUGGAAUACCAAAACAAAUCACGAUACAUGUGCUGUAUGUGUGUUAAAGAACUUCCUCCUGGAGAAUUGGCUAGAAAUAUCAUUGAACCUAUAGAUGGUGUGGCUACAGUCCUAAAGGAAAAGCUUGAGGACAGGAUUAGAGAACUAGAAUUGGUUUCACAAGCAAUACAUAAGAAGAUUGAAGCAAGUGACGAAAGCAUUAGUUCUGCAGUAGAAUGCGCAAGAUCUGAAGUGCGAAGGUUUUUUACUGCUCUUAACUUGCUCUUAAAUAAGCAAGAAGAAUCAUUUCAGCAUCAGCUUACAUCAUUGUUACAUACAACGACAUCGAAACCCAUUUUUAAUGAGAUGAAAGAAACGUUGGAAGCUAUGGAAGAACUUGUCAAAAAAGGUUAGUGAAAUUAAUGUUUAAGUUGACUCCAUACUCGUUUUUAGCAAGAGGGAAACUUACGAUUUAUACAGCACAUUUAUCGUGAUUUGUUUUGGUAUUCUAGUGUUAAGUGGUGUUCUUCUCUUUUCAUUGUUGUUCUUUCUUCGUUUUAAUUUGGAAUGUUUCAGCAACUGUUACUUGUCGAAAGGCAAACAGUAUCUGAGUUAUACAGUAGAAAACACUAUCGGAUCGGUAUGAAAUCAGUUGAAUGUGGUUGAUAUUUUUGGUUUAAAAUAAUUUAUAAAACAAAAACAGUGCCCCUAUUUUUAUUUUAUUUUUAGUGAAAAUAAUUAUUUAUUAGCCAGCUUUCAAAGAUAUUGAAAGAGUAAUUUUUAUACGCUUGGGAUUUGUUAAUCGAAAACAUUUAACAAAAUAAAACAUGAGAUCAUCGUUUUUUCGAGUUAAAUCGGUUUACAGCAACGGUCUUACUGAAACGUUACCGUAGCAACGGCACUGACGUCAAUUUUGGUAGUAAUUUCGUACUUUCCAGGUAUAGUAUUUUCCAUGAUUCAGAUACUAUUUGCUUUUUCAACUAGUAACAUUUCCAGUUGCUAAAAACAGCAGGGAACCACCUAAUGUGUUCUUUUUUUACAUUCGUCAUGUACUGUAUAGUAAAGGUCACGUACAGUAAGUGAUGAUGAUAAUAUGUUACUUUCAUGAAGUUGUUAUUUUAAUGUAUUUGUUGUUUUACUUUGUUUUUGUGAUGUUAUUUGGCGCUGGUUCUGUUUGUCGUACUGUAGAUUUUGACUAAGUUUCUCUUGGAAUCGUUAUUGUUAUAAAUAUAUCUAUACAGUACAUAUAUUCCCAGGUUGACAAUCUUGGCAAGAUCCUGGUUGAUUAUGCCAUGAUCUUGUCAUGAUCUAUUGAUCUUGGAAACAAAUCCUCCAAGAUACCAUAAAAUCUUUGCAAGAUCCUCCAAGAACUUGCCAUGUGAUCCUGCAAGAUCUUUGUAUACACCGUUUUGCCACGUCAUGUUCGCAGUUUGAAGUUACUGUAUGUCUGCUCGCAAACAGACGUUGGUACAUCAAAAAUUAGCAAAUGAAAUUUGAAUCCUCGCACGCAGUUAUUUAUUCUCGUCAAUGGAGGUUUCGCAUUUCAAUAUGCAAGCACAUCGGAUAAACAAAACAAGAGUUCUAUGUUUUUUUCGACCUGUAGUUUUGUUUUUAAAAACAUUUAUUGCAUGUCGUUAAAGGCAAUGUGGAUCUGCAGCGGUAACAAAAUUUUCACAAACUAAUAAUACUGUACUUUCUUCAAAUUGUUUGUACAAAUGCAGUAUAUGAUUUUUACUUUUAUUUGGGGGAUUUUAGAAACAUUUGCUGGAUUAAAAUAGAUUUAUUCUGGACUGUAGCAACACUAUAGUAGACUUAAUUCGCAUCUCGCUGCUAAACCAUGGCGAUCUUAGUAAGAUCACGGCAAUAUUCUAGAUGAUGCGAAAGAUCAUGUCAAAAUCAUGUCAAAAUCUUCAAUCAUGGCUGUAUCCCUAUUACGUUAACAAUCUAAACAAGGUUUUGGAAAGUCAUGGUAAGAUCUUGGCAAGAUCAUGGUUGGUGAAAUGUUUGCACGAUCGCGACAAUUCUUCAAAUAUCAUGGCAAGAUCUUGCCAAGAAAACAGGAUGAGAGCACAAUCAUGGCAACUUUGUAAAAUCUUGGCAACGUCAUCACAAGAUCUUGAAUGAUCAUGCCAAUACGUGCCAAGAUCGUAAUAGGAUCAUGGUACAAUUGUGCCUAGAUCUUGGUGAAAUGUGUCCAAGAUCAUAGAAGAUCACGGCAAGAUGUAAUGACAGCACGAUCAUGGCGACUUCUUGAUGAAUUUCGGUGAGCUCCAUAUAUAUAUCUGAAGCAAGGACUCGAGUCCAAAAAGUGAAGCCAGCUUCAUGUUAACCGCGCAGACAAAAACAAUGGAAACUGACUGGAAAGGGAGUGGAACUGACGUCCUAUUACUCUUCGAUUUCCGCCAUCUUGGCAAGGAGUGUACCGAAAUUUCGUACUUUGACAUCGAUUCAAGGAGUGACACCAUGGUUUUAUGAACUGAUAACUUGUUUAGGGAUACGGUCCGUUAGAAAAAACUGGUAUUUGCUAGGGAAAAUGGUAUUAUAAUUGUUUACGGCCUUCGUAGCUAUUGGACGUCAAUUUCCGCCAUCUUGACUUCACUUUUCGCAUUGACUGAAUGGCUGACGUCCUUGCUCCAGAUAUAUAUAGAGCUGACUGGUUAAAUAUUGAUAAAGUUACGGCAAGAUCUUGAAAGGCCUUAGCAAAAUGAAGCAAAAAUUGUAACAAGGUUGUCGUACACUCAUGUAGCAAGAUCCUGAUGAAACCUUGGCAAGAUCUUGAAAGAUCAUGGCAAGGUAUUUCAACGAUUGUAACAAGAUCAUGGUACAAUUAUUGCACGAUCUUGGUGAAAUUUUGCCGAGAUCGUGGACGAUCAUUGCAGGAUAAUGAGCAAAAUGUAUUGACGUUUCUUUUUACAAUGUUCCAAGAUCCUUUCAAGAAAAUAGGAAAAUCGUGGUAAGAACAUGGCAAGAACAAUUCUUAAUUGAAUUUUGUAUUAAAGAAAUUGGCAAAAUGUCCAACCUUCCAAAAACCUUUUUCCUGGAUAUGGUGUUUCUUGCUUUUUUUCCUAAAACAUUAUAACGUACAGUAGUAAACUAAUAAACAAAUGAUUUUAUGACUCAUUUUGACUGGACAGCGAUAUCUUAUCUUUUCAGGUAAAGCAUUAUUAUGUGAAGACAAUCUGGUUGUUGCCAAAAAGUUUGAUCAUAUUUCAAGAGUAAUUGAUGGGCUACUUGACUGUGAAAAUAUCAAGAAAUUCCCAUCACCAACGUUGAAUGUAUCUAUCAAUGUUCAUCGACAUCUUCUUGAAAUGGUCAGACAUCCUGGAUAUAUAUCCACCACUUUCGACGAAUGUAGAGGUAUGUACAUUUGCUGCCGUUUCUGAAUAUAUCAGUCGAUCAUCUCAGUAGCUCAGUGGUUACAACCUGCAGUGAUCCACCUUUCUCUCAGCUUCGAUUCCCGAUUAGCAUUAGCACAUACAGAUGUCAAGUUUACAUUAAAUAUGGAAAGUUGUAAGUUUUGUGACUUCUGCUUUAGUAGUUCUUUCUCUUCUUACCUGUUUCUAACUAAUAUUUUGCUUUUCUGCAAAACAUAAAUCGGAUAGCAGGCUGAUCCCCCGACUUUGAAUUUAUCCAAAAUUAACACGACGUAAUUAGUAACUCAAGCAAAACAUCCUUGACCUAGAUUAACCCGUACAGAGAUUAAAUCGCGCUAAGUGUAAGUCACUCCAUGACAAAAAGUGUAACAGUAUCUUUUUCUUCAAUGUUUAGGAAAUGUUGUGUAUAAAUGCGAACAGAAGCCAAAGAAGCUUGAUGAGAAUCUAGAGAAGAAUUUUAACACAAAAGAACAACAAGAUAUUCGUGAAACAUUUCCUACUCCGCCUCAAGUCGCAAUGUGUUCACCACCAAUCAGUGUAACAGGGGAUGAUGAAGAUAUGUCAUAUUCGCUGCUGCCUCAAUUUUCUCGAAACUCAAGUCCAAUAUUCGAUAGUACUGAAGAGGUUUGUACAUGCACUACACUAACUACAGUACUUCUUUUGUUCCCCAUGCACAUUAACUACUAUCUUGCCAAGACACAUUUUUUCAAAAUGCUUUUAGCAAGCUUGUCAAGAAUUUCUAUCGGGAGUAUUCUUUCUCCCUAGUUGCUACCAAUUUUAUUACGUUUGGUUUUUUACCAUAAAAAUUUCUGAACAUUUAGACAAGUUUUUCCAUUGCGAAGUGCUAGCAAGUUUCUGAGAACACCUAAAUCUGGUUUUUACGAUAGAAGUUUCUUUUGUUGCAUCUUGGUUUUCAGAAGCAUAAGUCGUUUUUUGAUAUGUCAAACACCAAGAAAAUGCUUAAAAAUUGACAUACUAUUUAUCUGGUCUAUUAAUAUUUAUCUGGUCUAUUAAUAUUUACCUGGUCUCAUUAUCCCUGUAUAGUUAAUCCAGGGCAAAGAAUUUUCGCUUGAGUUCCUAAUUACGUCGAAAAUAUGUUAUUUUUUGGAUUAAUUCAAAGUCGAGGGAUCAGACUGGUUUCCGAUUUAUGUUUUGUAGAAGAGCGAAAUAUAGUAAUAACUGGUCACUACCUUAUUACCUUAACACAGUCUUUUAUUCUAAACAUUCGCUUCACCAUUGGCAAAUUAAGUAUUGUGUAGUUUUUGUCUACGUAUGUUUUUGACACGGCUUUUCCGAGGAGGAUUGUUGUCUUUUUCCAUUUUAGUUUUCUACAAAGCUUAAUUGAUUGACGGAUGUUAAAAAUAAGUUGUGGGAUUUUUUUCCAAGGACUCGACAUUACGACCACUGGCUGUGAAUAAUGUGAAUGACAAAGAUAUAAAUAAAGCGAACCCUCGAAGUUCACUGUGUUCAUGUAAUUCUGAAAUGUCACUUGAUACAACGCAAAAACAGCAGCAGACAACAAAAGCGGAUACUGCAUACCAGAGGACAGAAGAUAAACAAGGUACUUUCAUUACAACCUCGACAGAUUUUAGCGAAAUAAUAAAUUCUUAGGAGAAAAAAGCUAACUAAAACAAAGUACAGUAACUUCUUGUUUCCAUUCUUCGUUUUUGAAAUUAUUCCUACUGCAGGCUUUAUAAAUAUUUCCAUUCCGAACUGUUCCGCUGUAAUUUAGGUAUCGUGUUAGUAGAUUUAUUUGGUAUUCAAUAAUUUCAAUAAUUAGGUAUUCAGUAUGUUAGUUUUUAAUAAGUGUAAUUUCCAAAAUUUGGCUAUCAAACAUCAAAAAAUGUCUGAAGAUUUCAGCAAAAAUUUAGAUCGUCAAAAACAGUUACUUUGCUGUUUUAGGAGUUCUUUCGUUUACAGUAAACAAGUAUUAAACAUUUCUCUUUAAUUGUGAUGUUUUUGUACCCUGUACAUGUACAUGUAGUCAGAAAUUGGAAUAGGUGGUGGAUGGUAUUGAGGGAUGGUCACCUAUUUCGGUUCAUUAACAAUAUAUAUGCCUUGCCCUUUUUUGCUGGAAAUUCCAUUCUUUAAGGUGGCUCCCUAGGGUUUUUUAAUUUACUACGCUAUAGUAUUCAGGAGACUCCUGUUUCUUUACUUUACAUGACAUGAAAACGAAAUUUAUUGGACACAUUGACAAUGUUCUCCUGAACAUUGCAAAUUGCUACUUUUGUGUUAAAAUAUGUUGUCAUGGCAACAGCAUGCUUAGAAUAAAGCUCAAAAUUUGUCUUUUUCAGAUCAUUUUAAAAAUUCCCUUCGGUGAAAUUUUUUAAAACUUUGCAUGAAAGAUAAUACUUGUAAAAUGAUUUUUUCCCCUCAAUUUAAAAAAAUUAAAUCUAUACGUUUCUUAGAAAAUUUAAAAAACGUCAAAAAUCAAUAUUAAAAAUUUUCCUUUCGAUUUAAUUUUAAGAAAAAAAGGAUAUUGCACUUGUUGUGCCGAUAUUAAAAAAUGUGCAAAGUUUUAAAAACAUUUACCGAAGGAAAACAGAGAAAUUUGGGGUUAAUUUUUGGCAAUUUUUACUAGAUUUUUACGUGAACAAUUUAAUACCCCAACUGACGUGUACAUGCAUUCUGCAUAAAACAACAAGGCAUGACUUUUUUGAAAUCACAAAAUAUAAAUUAUGUUUGAUAUACUGUUUAUAACUGUGUCGGUUAAUGGUCAACUAAGCGUGGAUUAUACAUGUAAAAUUAGCAAAUAUAUUUAUGUAAUUACUGGUUAUGACUUCUUGGUAUUAAUUUGAAAAAUGUUUGUCAAAAUUCGUCCCGUGCGAGUUAGUACUAUCGUCGGAUGUUUUCGCAAAAUGCCCGUUCAAAUAUGUAUAGUCAGGUAUAUCUGUAUAGUCAGGUAUGUUUGGAGUUUCGGCCCUGCUCAUUUCACCCGUAGAGGGCUCAUUAUUUAAGUCAUCUUUAUUGUCAUAAGUGCUGCUAGAUUGUGGAGAAAACACUGCAAAUUCUUGAGGAAACUUUAUAUCAUAUCCCAAUGUUCGCGAUUGAACCUCGCGUACGGCGGUUCAAAAAACUUCCAGAAUACCGCUUGAAAAAAAAACAAGUUUACAUUAUCUUCUUUUGAAACAUUACAUCCAAGUAUUUCGUUUGGCUUUUAGAACUCUUUUUAUGCUUUCAACUAAAGCAAAGUUCACACUUUUGUUUAAAAAAAGAGUUCCAUAUAAAACACAACGUUCGUUCGUAUUUUGAAGUCACACGAGCCUAGUAAUACAUAUAUAUGAAGAACGUAACCCCCGGAAAUAAAACCCUAGGGAGCCACCUUAAACUUUUGCAAAAGUUUAAAAAAUGUUACUUAAUAAUAAGUUACCAAGCUUUUGUUGUUAAAGGAAAAUGGCAACACAAAUUAUGCUUGUCAAAUUUGAGAGAACGUUGAGAAUAUUUAUACAAAGUCUGUUUUCAAAUAUUCCCAUGCAAAGUAUGUUAAUUUUUUUAGAUAUUUUGAACCAAAGAUUUGGUAUCCGCCUAGUUGUUGUAUAAUUAGAACAAUUAAAUGACAUCUCAACAGGGUGGACUUUUUGAAGUAAAAAUUAAUCUCAGUGGAAUGUUUAUACGUAGCUUCAUCUUUGGUUUAAAAAAAGCAGUAUAAAAAAUGUGGCAAUUAGCAUUAAAAUGAUCCGAGAAUUGUUAAAGAAAAAAUAAUUUUACCCUUGUUGUGCCGCGGGUUUAUAUGCAUUCGUGCUUGCUUCAAACCACAUGGGACGUGAUCGCACAGUGCUAUGGUGUUCCAGUAGCGCUAUGGUGGUUAGGCCGGUUGUGAAGAUGCUGAUGCGCGCGUAUUGACUAACUGAAUUACGCAUGCGUGAUUUUGGUGUUGACAAAAACGUUGACUGCUUGAUAAACUCUCUAGUGCGACGGAAAAGUAGGGAAAUAAAAGGGACUGCUCGAGACAUGUUAAUUAAUGCCACUGCAUGUCCUGAUGUUCUAGAUUCGUACAGCAAGUGUAAAGAAAACAAGGAAAACAAAAAUGUAAAGAGAAAACUCAGCGACAAGAACCUUUAUUUGCCGUUUCCGAGAAAAACAAGACGCACCGAGGCAUCUAAAGAAUUGAAUGUAAGUAUAAUGUGUGGACAGAAAUUCCAAACUAAGCCCGUUUAAACGAAGAUAGCUUUUCAUACUGGAUGUUCUAUCAUUUCAAAAGCGCUCCAAUAGAGCCCAUGCCCAUACACCCAUUGGGAAAGUAUAUAGCCGUGGCUAUAGAGCCUCUUUCUGUCUUGGAAACUUUGGCUUAAGAGCCCUUUGUCUUGUUAGUGAGUACAAGAUUAUAAAUAGGUGUUUUAUACUUACGGAUAUAACUGUACGCGUUUGUAAAUGUGUGACCUGUAACAAGAUAAAGGACUUUAUACUUAAUAUCUCAAUCAAGAAAACGAGGCUCAAAAGCCAAGACUGAGCACUUUCUGGAAGGGUUUUCUACUAUUUAUGACAGGAAGAUAUCGGAGGAUGCGGUGAAGAUCUUGUUGUAGAUUGAAACUGUAUGCACUCUUUCAAAAUGCAUGACUGAGGCAAAAUUAUAUUGAAAUUGUGUAAUACCAGAAGGCAAGUGCUAUCGUCGAGGUCUUCACCACUGCGCAUGCACUAGCUAAUGAAGACGUACUGACACAUAGUGAAAAAGUAUACUGAUAGUAAACGAUCUUCUGAACCGUCUUUUGCUUUCAGCUAUGUGACAAGUUGCUAACAGAACUCUGGGUCUCCGAUAAUUCAUUUCCGUUUGCAAGACCAGUUGACCAAAAAAAGGUAAUGUGCAUAUACAGUAGUGUAUAAAUUUAAACCUUUCGACAUGGCAAGUAACUCUAUGCAUGCAUCUACUGUAGUUCUGGUUGAUUAUUAACUUCUUAUUAACCGAGGGCGAGGUCUUUACAGAGAAAUAUCGCACCGAAGUCUUUUUGUACAGACCGAGCCCGUAGGGCGAGGUUUGUACAAAAAAGACCUCGGUGCGAUAUUUCUCUGUAAAUACCGAGCUAGCGAGGUUAAUAAAAAGUUUAUUAUAUGACAUUUAUACUCGAAACAAACAAGAAAUGCAUGAUUUGAAAUGCAUAUUUAUUUAGUAGCGUGGUACACAUUUGGUCGAAGAAAACAAAAGUUACCAUUGUAUUCCUUCCUUUCCACUUAAAACCAGUCGCAGAUAUCUUAUAAAUUAAAUUAUAAUUUUCAAAUUUUCAAUUAGUUUUGCUGUUUUGUUUUAAAAUGCACGCGUUUGUCUUUACGUAAUGGACCGCCGGUCCUUUACGGGAAAAUAAUGGACCGCUGAAAGUGCUUCUCAGUCAAUCACAGUCCGCCAUUUCACUGGAAGUGAUGCUUGCCAUAUAAUAAAAGGAGUUUAAAGAGCGUUCGGCUCGAACAUUAUGUCAUUCCGGAUCUACUGUUUGUAGAAAGAUGCUUAAGAUGAUAAUUUAACAAUUUAUGUACUAUUUAAAACACGAGUUGGAGUGCUUUAUCAUAUAUAAUACACGAGGCGACAGCCGAGUGUUUUAUGUAUGUGAUAAAGCUCGGAAUGCGAGUGCGUGAGCAAAUCACUGCUCAAAAGUUGAAAAAUCCACCCUAUCGAUACUAUGGUCAGUACGGGAUGACGUAAACAUACAGCGUGCGUUUCCCAUGACGAAUCUCGUACUCGGAGUCGCUGCUAAAGCUACAAUGAAUUGACUUCAAUGUACUUAGUUGCCAAGCCCGAAAGGUACUUUUCGCGAACCAAAAUUUAAACAAACAAAUAUAAACAUCGCAUGAUUCCUUGGCUUAAUUCGAUCAAAUAUUUUUAUAAAUUUUGUACUGAACAAAAUGUUUUCGCUAACUGAAAUUUGUACAGUAUAGUUGCGUGUCAAAAAGCAUUUUUCAAGCAUAUUCAUACUGUAAAACGAUAAGGAAAAUAAAUCAUUUUAAUUAGUUUACCUUAUGUAUUGUCUUGUUGAGUAGAAAGGCAUAUAUUGCAUUGAAACUAAAGGCUUUUUUCCGGGGGGGGGUUUAUCGCGUCGUUUUAGCGGUUUGUCAACCAUGCUUGAACUAAAGUAACAAAACACCACUGAUAUCAAAUGUACUUCGCAAUAACUGGACUUUUUUUUAAUUUCAUGUAAAAUGUGUAUUCUAAGCCAUAUAUGUUUGGACUCCAAAUGCAAGUGAAUUCAAAUUUGUUUCUUUCAAUGGCGCACUCAGUGGUACGUGACCUGAAAUGAGCUAAUUAGUUAUGCGUACAGUACCUUCUGCGUGCCGAAAAAAAGGGAGCUAGGAAAUAUUCCACUUGGCAGUUUCAAUAAGCAGUAAAGUUACUAUUCUAACGAAGAUAAUGGAACAACGUUUUUUUGAAAAUCAUCAACAAUACCCAUCACGCAAGAACUGUACCGUAGGAUUACUAGAACUACAUUAAUGCAAAGGCCGCGCCCUAUAAUAACUGACUAACGUAUUAAAUAUUUUUUAAUCUUUUUACAUUUCCAAUAAUAUAACCACUCAGCACAGCGUUUUCACAUUGGUACUACCUACACUCGUACAGACAGUUUUAGUAUUCAAUUAUUAUCCCCAUCAUUUCCGUCAGAUAAAGGCGGGCAAAUUAUCGGUGGAAUGGCCCCUCUCAUGUUCAGCCCCCUUUCUAAUGUUUGGGUUGCCUUUCAUAUCCCCCGCUUCUGUUUUCACGCGCCGCACCCUCUCUUCGGCUCUUCUAAUUGGAACACCAGACCAGCCAGGUAUGUUCAGCGUUAUCAAAACCAUGACUCGUGCCGUAUAAAACAUUUUGACACAUGGCCUGGGAAAUGUCUAGUAAUAGUUUGCCGAACAUAGCUCGACGAUUGGGUUUCAGUGAAUAGAUGAUGUUGUACUUCAAAAAUGAUCAUUGCAUAAUGUCAAUAGUGAAAAUUCAUUACUUUCGUAAUAUACAAUAUACCAUUCGACUGGACAAUUUUUGCUUCAUCCAUUAUAUCAGACUUUUGUCCAAUGCCAACUGAACUGCUGGAGGUAGUCGCUAGCCCCAGUGUAGCAACGUGCGAUGAUGCGCGUGAACAUUAAUGCAUUCAAACACUCAGCAUGCUACUUCAAUAUUUGUCAAAUUACAACAAAGCCUGAUACUCAGGUUAUUGUCCAGAUCAAUUUGCUUCAUGUUGCUGUUGAUUGUCUGCAAAUGCAUUAGUGACAGGUUUCAGUUACCUUCUUUAAUACUGUGAGUUUAAACAUUUAACCGUCUGUUUGAACUGGCAUUUUUAUGUUGCCAAUAUUAACCUGUACUUUAACCUAUCAUAACAUCUAAUACUAUUGCUUAAUGCACGGCUUUAAUUUUAAAAAUAAACGUCAUCUAUGCCGAGAAAAUCAAAGUUAAAGUUCAUGUAAAUUAACAUCACUCUUGCAUGUUUUUCCCAAAUUUCACUCGAAAUCAUACUAUGACUUAUACAUAUAAAACCAGCGACAGCGCAGUGAUUUUCUUUGUCUUUUCUUCAUGAGUUAUUAAUGCGAUUUUUAAGAAAGGUUUGAAAUUCGUAUUAAUGAAUCUGAAACUUUUGUAAGCUUUUGUUCAAGCAUAAAUUCUUGCAAAUUUGUGAGCUUUUUACAGUGACAUUAUCUUGUACGUGAUGAUUUGAUAGACAUGAAAUAUUUAUACAACUCAAACAUAUGCAUUAAACUCCAACCAAACUGACAAAUAUACAAGUUGGCUAAAUCAUAUACGUGAACUGUAGUGUGUUUUUGAACAAGGCGGGUUUUUCUAUUCGUCUAGUUUUGUGCGAGUCUGUGGGUCAAAUUAUCAAAUUACAUAAUUGCCAGGUUAAAAUUGUAUUCUAUGUAUAUCACUUCCUCCUCGACGAUUGCCUAUAGUCCAUAAAGAGAAGUCUGCGUGUAUUUCCUCAAUCUCGUUCUUUGCCCCACCAUGACUUUAUUCUUCACGACAUAAAUUCAAACACGACAGUUAGUGCUUCCGGCAUAGACAUUAAACUUCCAGAAGAUCGACAAUUUCUUUUUUCUCUUUCAGUUUUUUGGUCAAAUUAUUUUACAAUUUUUGCACUUCAUUUUAUUUUGAUGACGAUGAAACAAAACUCUUUGUACAUACCAUAUAAUAUCUUUGAGGUCACCACUAAUACUCAUUUGGAGGCUACCCUCUGCUGUUUUCAACCUUGAAUACAUGCAGCAGCUGCAGCUGUCCUAACUCUUAUUACUGCAAGCAGAAUUCAAGCUUUAUGUCUCGAAACACCAAGCAACAAGAAAUUUAAAAUCAUUUUCUUUUAAUCCAGGUCCCUAAAUAUUACGAAGUCGUAAAGAAUCCGAUUGAUUUGACGGCAAUCAAAACGAAAUUACAAAGUAUAAUCUAUGAUUCAGUGUAUGAUUUUGUUGAUGACAUGAAAUUGUUGUUCGACAACUGUUUUCUUUUUAACCCGGUAAGUAAGUGUGAAAUGUAUUCACAAGGAUUUAUUUAAGAUUAAGAGCUCACUUGAAAAAUAAGAAGUUUAGCCGACCAGUUUUUAACAGACGGUCACAGAUGUCCUGAGAAAUUAUUGUCUUUAAAAGGCGACUUGAUAAGAUUUUUUGUUUCUUGAGAACCUCCAAAAAAAUCCACUGUUUUUGUUCGCUCUAGCAGUCUAGCUACUUUAUUCGUUUCGAUACUUUUUUUUCAAUUCUUUCGUUUUAUUGCCACAUAAACGAAAAAAAGAAACGAGGAAAUAAAAUUGUUUGCCCAAGUUAUCCAAAAUGAUAAGAAAUCGCUCUUUACUUUCAUGUGAACGAGAAAUUUAGUUUCUUAAAAAGAUUGCAAGUUGCAAGUUUUGGUGAGAUUUCAACGGAGUGCAACUUGUUUCGCGACCCGCAAUGCGAUUAUAUUCUUUUCCUUUUGAAUUUACGGGCGAAUUUCACCCGAUUGUCUGAUAGUCGUUUCCGUGACUGGUUAAUUUCUGAAAAAAUUGCGAACCAAAUUGCAGUGGCGGCGUUAGAUGCUGCAACUCUGUGAAUAGAAGUAGCUGUAAUAUAGCGUUACCAUAAAUUACCUUAAAUCUGCACUUAACAUUAACUGAUUAUUUUCAAGUCUUUUUGAUAAAAUCAUAAGAUUUAUCCAAAUUGAAACUCCGUGCUUAAAGAUGUCUCGGAAUAGAACGACAUUAGAAGAAAAAUGGUGGUAGGCCAAAAAUGUUGGGUCUAUUUGAAAAAGCCUUUAUGUGUUUGUACAUUCUUCUUUUUCAGCCCACUUCAGCGAUAUUCGAAAACGGUGUAAAGCUAGAACAACAAUUUAUGGAAUUGAUGAGAGCGAGUUUUCCUUCGCUCUACUAUCAAUCAUCCAUACCUGGAAAUAAUGUAGCCCAGGACAAGACUGCGUAGAAUGUGUGUACAAAGCUUUUAAAUUAUAUUGAAUAUCAAUUUUUGUAUGUGGCAAUGGAAAUAAAAGUUUUUCUAAUCGUUGCGCUGGUUUUAUGAAUUAAAGUCCGGCCUAAAAUGUUGAACUGAAAUAUACUGUACCAUGCAUGGUACAAUGAAGGGUGGCGAGAGGGUAAAGUGU